Molecule: messenger RNA, 1559 nt
Organism: Elgaria multicarinata webbii
Lineage: Eukaryota; Metazoa; Chordata; Lepidosauria; Squamata; Anguidae
Gene: NT5M
Product: 5',3'-nucleotidase, mitochondrial
Exons: 6
Coding region: 631-1371 (246 amino acids)
Biological process (GO): pyrimidine deoxyribonucleotide catabolic process
Cellular component (GO): mitochondrion
Molecular function (GO): 5'-nucleotidase activity
Source: RefSeq, a predicted model, not a curated record
CCCGCCUUUUCCCGCAGGCGAUGGGGAGGAGAAUUAGAGCACUGCCGGGUUGGGCUGCUCGGGCUUUUCAUAUAGGGAGCACGGGCGCCGCUGCGGAUGGCUGAAAUUGACAAGCGCGCCCGGAUGAAAUUGACAAGGGCGCACGGAAUACCAGGAGCGCAGCUGCGCCAGUAAAAUUGGGGAAAUUACGCAGCACCCUGAUCUUGCUGGAGGCCUCUUCCCAAAGCCUCCUGCCCCUUUUUGCAAGGUGGGGGGCACCCCCUUUGCAACUCUCUCGCAAGCAAAGCAGGCAGGCAGGCAACCCUCCUUCCCCGCCCCGUCCUUAUGCGCCAGCUGUUUUCUCCUUUUCUCUUUGCGCACAGAUAUCCAGGGCUGCUCUAAAGCCGCCUUGCCCGCUCCCUCCUCCCGCCUUAGCCUCGUUCGCCCUGCAAUCCUAUACACGUCUACGCAGAAGUAAGUCCCUUUGAGUUCGGCGGGGCUUACUGCGAGAGAGACAAGCUGGAGUGAUGCAACGGGAGAAAAGGAAGGCAGACGGGUGGGUGUGUUGUUGUUGUCGCCGCUCUUUUAACAUGGCAUCACCGGUGAUGAUGAGGGAUUCCUGAUCGCGCCCUCAGAGACGCUUCCCCCGCCAUGAUUUUCCUGGGCAGCUUGUUCUUGCACCCGCAGCCAGCCAUGCGGGGCUGCGCGCCCUUCCUAGCCUGGGGCGUCGGGUGCAUUGCGCACUGCAGCAGCACCACCACCAGCAGCGGACCCAGCUCCUGGGGCUGUGCAUCCCUCCGCCGCAGGCGCCUGCGGGUCUUGGUCGACAUGGACGGCGUGCUGGCGGAUUUCGAAGGCGGCUUCCUGAAGAAAUUCCAGGCCAAGUAUCCCGAUAAACCCUACGUCUCCCUGGAGGAUCGCAGGGGCUUCUGGGUUUCCGAGCAAUACGGCCAGCUGGAGCCUGAGCUGAGCGAAAAAGCAAUCGGCAUUUGGGAGUCGAAGAACUUCUUCAUAGAGCUGGACCCGCUCCCGGGCGCUGUAGAAGCUGUGAAGCAGAUGGCCAAGUUAGAAGAGACGGACGUCUUCAUAUGCACGAGUCCCAUCAAGAAGUACCGCUAUUGCCCGUAUGAAAAGUACGCCUGGGUGGAGAAGCAUUUGGGCCCAGAGUUUCUGGAGCAGAUCGUUCUCACCCGGGAUAAGACGGUGGUCUCUGGGGAUCUGCUGAUCGAUGACAGACCUGAUAUCCUAGGAGCAGAGAAGAGCCCCAGUUGGGAACACGUACUCUUCACAGCCUGCCAUAACAAGCACAUGGAGAUCCCAGCUCCACGUCGCAGGCUGCACUCGUGGGCCGACGACUGGAAGACCAUCUUGGAUAGCAAGCGGGCGUUGUAGAGCCAGGCCUCUUAAAAAGGGUGUCCUCAGCGUGCCCAGAGAGGGGCAAGGUCUACUUGCAAGCCUGGGGGGGCACCAGGAAGGGUCACGUCUCCAGCUUUGACUCUUCACAGUUCACAAUGUAAUAGACACCACACAAGAGGAAAAUGUAAUGGGGAGGGUAGAGGAAAAUAAACCUUUGGAACAGU